CGGUUAGGUGGCGACGGGCGACGCAUAGUGAACGACGCGGGGACCCCUCUGUGGAUUCGCGGUGAACGGCGUACGCGUUCUCAACGGGCGCGGCUUUGCGUCUCGAAGCUGGCGUUUUACGCGGUAAAAUGUCCUCCCUCGAUUAUCUGGAGGUGUGUCGGCUGUGUCUUGUGAAGGACCGCGUCUCGGUGCCGAUCUUCGAGGGCGAGGGAGACGUGCGGCAGAUCUUCCUCAAGAUCACAGCCUGUUUGCCGGUCAAGGUGAACAGGGAAGACAAAUUACCUAAGAAAAUAUGCGAUGACUGUGUGUAUAAAGUAGAAUUAUGUUAUCAAUUUUGGCAUACGACGGCGAAUGCCGAAAAACAAUUGCUGCAAUGGCUAGGCGAUGUAAACAUGGAAGACAAACAGGGUUACAAUGUUCUCAAUCCGAAUGGAAUGAAGCAAGAUCAGAACAACGAGAGCAGGUUAGAUGGUACUGUGAUGCAACAAGUGAGCGAACAUCAGAACAAUAUGAAUAUGGGUAUGAUGGACAAUAUGGGCCUGAGUAUACCCAUGAUGAUGUCGAAUAAUACCCAACAACAAAUAACCUCAGUUCCUAUGGACAACAGUGGUAGCUCUGUACAAAAUGUUCAACCAGUAGCUGGACCAAGCACACAAACGACACAUGACCAAAUUACACAGAAUCAAACAGACGCGCCUACGCAACAAGAAGAGGAAGAAGAAAGCAGCGAAGAAGAGGAAAACUCGGAUGAUGAGUGUGAUGGAGAUGAAGGCCUACCUAUAAAAGAAGAAAGUGAAGAAGAUCCUAAUAGUAAUAGAACUAUAGAGCCUACAACGUUUGUUAACGUUUCUUUGGCGUGCGACGAGGCAGGCCCAUCUGGACUUCAGCAACAAAAAAUUACAGACAUGCCCGAGAUGGUAAUGCAACAAACAACAGAUGUGGAUCCGAAAACUGGAUAUUUUGUGUCAAAACUCAGGACGCUGCCUCGGGAUCGGCAGCAGAGUGGGCCCGGCGAAAUCAAGCACGUCUUUAUUCAGCAGCGUACGCAGUCAGUGACAACGGAUCCAUUGCACGUGCAUCCGAAGGUUGAAACGACGAAUAUGCUCUCUCAAGAGAGCGCCUUACAGUGCGAAUUAUGCGGCGACAGUUUUCUUAGCGAUCAGGCUUUUAAAAUACAUCUAGAGACGCAUUCGGAGGAACAAGCACAGGAUGAGCAAUUGGUCUGUGAAAGUUGCGGCUGCAGCUUCACAACGACAGCUGGACUGCACGAGCAUCAGAAAGAACACGUUUCCGAGGAAUGUUUCAGUUGUGACAGUUGUGACUACAUGACCUCGAACAAGGAGAGUUUGAUUGUUCAUGAGCGAUGCCACAGGUCCGAUUUCAAGUACCAAUGCGAGGUGUGCGGCGAACAAUUUCAGAACAAGAGCAACUGUCAGGUGCACCUGUUGUCGCACUCGCAAAAUGAAAAGCCGUUUCAGUGUGACGUAUGUAAUGCCACGUUUCGCUACCGCCAAGGUCUUCGGCUGCACACAAAGCUGCAUCAACCGGAUUACGUGCAGCCACAGAGGAAACAUCACUGUGAGCUAUGCAACAAGCGUUUCUCUCGGAGGCAGGUAUUGCUGGUGCACAUGAAGACUCACGGCAACGUGGAACCACAAAAUGAAUACGUGUGCACGAUGUGCGGUAAGUCCGUGUCGAGCAAGACUUAUCUCGCAGUGCAUCUGCGCAAGCACACCGGCGAGAAGCCACAUGUUUGCGAUAUUUGCGGCAAAGGCUUCAUCUCGCAAAACUACCUGAGCGUACAUCGUCGGACACACACGGGCGAGAAACCUCAUCAAUGUACUCACUGCAACAAAAGGUUUACUCAACGGACUACGUUGGUGGUGCAUCUACGGGGUCACACGGGAGAUCGACCUUAUCCCUGCACAUACUGUCACAAAUCGUUUGCUUCGAAAACGAUGCUGAACUCGCACUUGAAAACACAUGCAAAACAAAACGCCCGUCAGCAACAGGAACAGGAACAGCAACAACAGCAGAUAAUGCAGGAGGAAAGUUCACAGCAGCAACAAGAAGCUUCAUUGCCGUUCGAAACCGUCAUAAUAAUGUAGUUAGAACAAUGAUUGCUAAAAUGGAUUUCGUAUUUUUUAUGUAACCAAGUUUGCUUUUUUUAUGUUUUUUCAAUAUAAGUGAUAUUAGCAGAGAAAACUUUAGGUAUAAAUAUAAUCUAUACAGAUUGAUAAGUUUUGGAAUUCUAUAGGAUAACUGAUGAAAGCAUAUUAUAAGACAUAAACUCUCUUUUAUAAUAUCUUUUACGCCAUCUUAGAUGAAAAAUAUGCUUGUAAUUCGUAUACAUUAAUUUGUUAAAAUGUGAACGAGUAUUUUAUCGAGUCAGGGUCUCUCUUAAAUGAAAUCAGUGUAUUAAGAGUGUUGCAACAGUUAUAACUAUAGCACUGACUUUUUUAUGAAAUCUUAUUGGAAUUACUGUUUUAAUAUCACUGUUUGUGAUAUACUGUUGAAGACAGUGGCUAUGAAUAGUGGCAGCUUUAGAAAUAAAAAUAUAUAAUAAGAUCUUAUUUUGAAUUUGUUAUACAAGUUUCAGAUAGGAGAGUUUUUGCCGAAAAAUAGAAACCAAAAAUAGAAAUGCAGAAAGUUUUGUGAAUUACAUAAUGCAGAUAUAUUCAUUUGUACGCGAAGUCUGUAAAGUCUGUUUUUACCCUUAUAUUUUGGAAAUUAUUCAAAAUUAUGAAAAAUUGCAAUACGUGUUUGACUAUUUUGAGAGUCUCUUUUAAGAUUGGAAUUAAAAGAGGGGGCUAUAAUCACUGAGAUAUAAAAGAACAAAGGGUAUUUAUAUUGAAAAUUACUGAUUUUUAGAAAAAUUUUGUAUUACUCGAUCAACAAAGAAAUUUUCACUGAUUCAGUUUAAGAGAGUUAGGUACCUCGCAUUCCUCUGAAAAAUCUAACAGAUAAUAUUGUUGACAUUUAUACAUGAUUUUAAAAAAUCAGAUAAUUUCAACUAUUUAUUGUAGUUGAUGAGUAGGUAAAAGAAUCAUUUAAACAUAAAGUCUUGCAAACUAAACUGUACAAUCCAAGAUCUUCAUUAAAAAGAUACUUGUGAGAUUUGAUCAAAUUGUAUAAGUUUUACCAAUAUAAAAUUAGUUAAUUUUGUGAACAAAUUAAUAAAUAUAAAUUGAAGAAAAAUCGGAGCAAUAAAUAGUUCUCGUAUGUCUGUUCACAGUUUGAAGUUUGUUGGCUAUGUCCAAAAAUAUCAGAAAGAGUAAAUGAUACUUUGCGAAGUAAUAAGCCGUCCAUAACUUUUUAGCAGGGAUGGUAACGCAUUGCAAAUAAAUUAUCAUUACUUUUACGUUUUUAUAAUAACUAUUUGAUAAUGAAGUUACAAUUUUUUAUAAUAGUAAUGGUAAUGCUAAGAUUGGAAUAAAUCAAGAGACGUGGUCGCGUCUCUGUACAAAGUCCAAGCGCAGCUAGUGAAUCGGCGAUUUUCAUGCACACGAGAUUACUUUUACUAAGUAAUUUUUUUACUGUUAUAAAAUUUUUUACUAUAAAUAAGUAACUUCUAAUUUUACUCGUUACAUUAUGUGUCAACUGAGUUAUUUUUUUCAUUGAGUCAUGCGCAAUAAUAACGUUAUUUGACAAAAGUUACUAUUCCAAUCCAGAUUUUACUAUUAUUGUUACGAAAAAUUGUUAUAUUAUUGUCAAAUUGUUGUUAUAAAAACAUCUCGAUAACGAUAUUAAUCAUAAUUCGUAAUUCCCAUCUCUGCUUUUCAGUUAUAUUAUUGUGACAGUAUUUUUUUAAUUUGUGCUUAUAUGUUUCAUUUUUAAUGCUAAUAUAAUUAUAGAUAGAUAAUUAUUUAUUCAAUAUUUGCUUUGUGCGCGUCUUUAUCUUUAUAUAUAAAAAUUUGUUAAUGAUAUAUUUUAGUGUAAAUAAUUGUACACUCUUAAUACGAGUGUAAUACUUGCCUAAUUAUAAAUGUUUAUUAAAUACAAUUACCGGAAAUAAAAUUUCUAGUGCCUUUGUUAUACAUCAUUGUUUAAAGAAAGUUAUACACAAUUAUAUAAAAAUUAUGAGAAUAAAUCUAUUAUAAAUUAUUACUAUUAUGUAUAUGAUCUAAUAAUAUCUAAACAAAAUUACUAUAAUUUUUACAUAACAUGUAGAAAUAUAUAUUUUACUAUUUUCUUCCAAUAAAAUUAAUUGUAUAUGGCCUACCUAAGCGUUGCGAUUUUUUCUUAUUUUUUGCCAAAUCUAAUUAAAAAUUGAUGAUCAGAUUCAAAGUAGAAAACAUUUUUAAACAUAAAAAUGCAGUUUUAAAUAUUUACGUACGUACAGUGAGGAUUCUUAGAAAAAGUACUAUUUAGGUUUUAUUGGGAAUAUGUACUCAAUAUGACCUAAUUAUGUUUUCCACUUUUUUACAAAAAAGUGUUAGGAAAAAUUAAUAAAGUGAUUCAAUAAAAUAAUGUUACAUCAAUAAGUUUAUAAGUUUAUUAACGCAUUGACUUAUUUAUUGGUACAUUGACAUACUCGUAUAACAGUACACAAAAGAAUUAUUUUCAUUAACAAUCCAUUAAAUAAAUCAUUGAUCGAAGUAAUAAAAGUACCAAAAAAAAAAAA
Molecule: messenger RNA, 4624 nt
Organism: Solenopsis invicta (red fire ant)
Lineage: Eukaryota; Metazoa; Arthropoda; Insecta; Hymenoptera; Formicidae
Product: zinc finger protein 436
Exons: 5
Coding region: 129-2108 (659 amino acids)
Biological process (GO): regulation of transcription by RNA polymerase II
Cellular component (GO): nucleus
Molecular function (GO): DNA-binding transcription factor activity; zinc ion binding; RNA polymerase II cis-regulatory region sequence-specific DNA binding
Source: RefSeq, a predicted model, not a curated record